CCGACGAAAGUUAAGAAAAAUGCGGAGUAAUCUAGUUAAAGGCGUUCAACAAAAACCAAGAAUAGUUAUUUAUAAAUCCAACCGUUAUUUAUCAGUGCAAGCGAUCGAUGAUAACCAAGGCCAUACCAUGGUUGCGGCUUCUACGGCCGAUUUUAACCAAAUUAAUACUAAAUUCCGAAAAAGUAAGGCUUGGGCUCAAAAAUUAGUGGAAGCCAUGUCUAUUAAGUUAAAAAAAACAGGGAUAAACCAAAUUGUUUUUGACCGCAAUGGUUAUCUUUAUCAUGGUAAAAUCAAGAUAUUUUGUGAAACCAUGCGGCAAUUUGGCAUUCAAUUUUAG
Messenger RNA from Racocetra fulgida, 337 nucleotides. The record is from the annotation of a GenBank genome assembly. Lineage: Eukaryota; Fungi; Glomeromycota; Glomeromycetes; Diversisporales; Gigasporaceae.